AAACAUUUCAUCGCCUCUGGUGCCUCCAUACGUCCUAUCCGCUGAUCCGACCCUUUCCCAAGCAACGGAACUCGAUUGCUAAUACAUUUGUUGUUACAUUUCAUAAAUAAAUUAAUUUUAGAGAUCACAUCCACAACAUAACGAAGUGCACCUCUUCCAACAUUUUGAUCACUAUUGUUACUAUCAAACAUCAUAGAGCGGAUCUUUGGUUACAAUGCCAACGGAUAUGUUAGCUCCUGAUUAAACAACGCCUUGAUUUAUACAUUUUCAACCUAGCCUUCCUGUUCUCGUGUGCUCUCUUUUCCUUUCAUUGUAUGCACUUCCUUUCUCUGUAAUUUUCUCUAGCCCGAGGAUUAUCUGUGUGAUCCUCCAAUUAAACACUCCUCCUGCAAAGUACCUUGGUAUAAUUUUAAUACAUGAAAGGUACUAGAUAACACAGUGUAUAUGUUCAAAAUAUUCCUCACUAGGGCCAGUAACGUGUAUUUACAGGUAGAUUGGCUUCCCAAUUACUUGCUAAACCAAUGAACUAAAUGAUUUAUGUAUAAGAACAGCCACAUUUCUCUGACUGCUCACCCCUUUCAACCUCUGAUCACUUAAAACUUAUGUUGCCAUUUUUUUCUAAAGUGGAUAAUCUGACAAUUCUAUGCACAUUAUAUUCUACCCACCAUGCCAGCCCCCAUAGUAACCCAUUAAUAGUAACCCACUUAUUUUGUUUCCUACAUAUUACCCAAUCCCCAAUCAACUCCACUUUAUUACCUAUAAUUGUUUUUGUAAUUUUGAUUCAUAAGAUCAUGUGGCACCUUAUUUGAAGGCAUCCUGGAAGUCCAAACAUAACUAUGCACUGUUUCCCUCCUGUGUUCUGCUUGUUACAACCUUAAACAAACUCUUAACAGAUUGAUUAAAAAUAAUUAAAAAUUAAAAAUAAAAUGAUUCUGCACGUUCUUAAUGCUUUGGAAGACCACCAUCACUGCUUCCUAUAUAAUACAUUCUGGCAUUGGUACCUAAAAAGUAAGAAGAUGAUUAAGGAAAAAGUACAUAUGUGGAGGCUUAGGAUAUCACGAAGAUUAUUAACAUUUAGUGACAGUUUCCACAGAAGAAAAGGAUGCUACCAGUACUGCCAUUCACUGCAUAACAUUCCUGAGAAUUCUCCAGAAACUUUUUUUCCAUAAAUCAGAAACAAACUAUUUCAAUCGUGUGAGACUAACAUGAACAUUUAUUUAUUGUAUAGAACACGUGCUGGAGUAAGUCAGUGGGUCAGGCAGCAUCUCUGGAGAACAUGGAUAGGUGGCAUUUUGGUUCGGAGCACUUCUUCAGACCUGAGACGUUGCCUAUUCAUGUCCUGCAGAGACCUGCUGAGUUACUCCAGCGCUGUGUUCUACGCAAGAUUCCAGCAUCUGCAAUUAUUUGUGUCAACACUUAUUUAUUGUCUUCCCCUGUAGUUACAACAGUGCAGAAUCAAAAAUUCCCACAUUCAGUGGGUAGUUUCAAUAACCUUAAAGUAUCAAUGAAUGUUAAUUGAUUGAUAAAGUAUUUUACAAGUCAAAGUAGAAGAAAUUGCGUUGUCAGUUGACAAAGCAAAUCUCUUAAGUGGCCUUCCAAUGUGAACUAGAUGCUGUGUUCUUAAAGACAAUGGUGUCUGUCUGAUUACUGUGGGAAGGUUAACAGGUUUAUUUUUAAAGACUGGUUGUUUUUUGAAUUAACCAGCUGCUACCCCAUUCCAUAAUUGCUGAAGAUAUUUGUAUUUCUGUAACAAAUGUUCCCAUUUUGAAAAAUUCUUUAAACAUUUAGAGGGGAAUUUGCGUAAAGUAAGCUCUUCUGUGUGUAAGUUCUGUUACCAGCAGAGUUCCAUAAGGUGUUAUUUGAUCUCUUGAUUUAUUUAAAAUAUGAUUUAGACUAAAAUGUAGGAAUGUGAUAUGUAGGUUUUGAGCUGUUACAAUGCGUUGAAGAGGAAAGCCUUUGAUUACAGGAGGCUGCAGAAUGGUCACUUGGACAGAAAAAAUGGCAAUAAAAUCUUAAUUCGGAGAAAUGAAGUAAUGUACAAGGCAAUAAAUGGAUGAAUGUUGAAUUGUGUUUAAAAAUAAGAGAAGUCUUUCUGCAUGUUGAAUGCAGCUCCACCUUGUUGAAUGAUCAUUCUAUCCAUAAAGCCUAUCAAUAAAGUUUGUUCAUUUGGAUAUUUUCUGCCUUUAGUGAAAUCCAGCAGUUAUUUAUAAACCAGUUUGUCUACAAAUGUUGAACAAUUGCACAUACAUGAUCUGACCCUUGAAGCAAAUGGUCAAAUUCUACAGCACAAGUACUUGGAUAAUGACGGAAAUAUUUGGUGGCUCUUUUGCCAUUCCAAGGACCUACAGAAGAAUGUUAUUUUGAAGAAACAAUUUCCACUGACAGAUUUCCAUGAUGGAAGAUUUCAAGAAAACUUAUCUUCGCCUCUGUAAAGAGUAUUGUAUUGAACCCCUGGACUGCAUUUUGAAUCAGUUGAACGAAACUUGUGAUGGAAACCUAAAAAAAAGGCUGGAUCUUUCGACACAGUCUCUCUCUGUUGACACAUGUGCAGUACUGGGAAAGGUUUUAAUGAAUGACAUAGUGUUCGCAGAAAUAAUGCUUGGUGACUGCAUGCUGAAUGAAGAAGGUGCCAGGUAUCUGUUGUGUGGACUAUCUACGAACACCGUGAUUCAAACCUUAGACCUUAAGGGUAAUAAUCUGCGAGCAGCUGCAGCUGAAGCACUGGGAAAGCUGCUGCGACAAAACAAGUCUCUCAAGAGGUUGAUAUUGGAAUGGAAUGCUAUUGGAAUGUGGGAAGAAGGAUUUGGCAUCUUCUGUGAAGGAGUGAAAGCCAGCAAGCACCUUAAACAUCUAGACCUACGCAAUAAUCAGAUCAACCACCAGGGUGUGGGAGAGUUAGCACUGGCCUUAAGACACAAUGAUACAUUGGAGGAGCUGGAUCUUCGGUGGAAUAAUGUUGGCCUAAUAGGUGGGCGAGCAUUACUCAAUGCAUUACAACAAAACAAGUCCUUGGUGCGGCUAGAGCUCGCUGGAAACAAUAUUCCCAGUGACGUCUUGAAAGCCAUAGAGCAAGCAAUAGAUCACACCUCGGAAUGCAAGACAACCAAGAAGGAAAACAGAGUUCGGUCAAAAGUCCUCAGCAAUGAGAUCCAGUGCCUGAAAUCAGAAAAAAAUAAACAGUAUCUCAACCUGAUGGGUGUAAUUGAUCAACAAAAGGAUGAAUUGUGCAGAACCAACAGGACUUCCACUGUACAAGUUGGACAUUUACAAGAAGCAUUAAACGAGAGGAGUUCUAUCGUCAAUUCUUUGCGGGCAAAAGUACAAAUGUCAGAAGCUGCUUUAACAUUGUCGGAACAAAAAACAAAUAACCUGAAAGAACUCUUGGAGAAGGCAAGAUUGGAAAAUUUUGAGUUGAAAGAAAAGCAUACAAAGGAGCUUAAAAAUGAGCAAGAGGGAUCGAGUAAUCGAGAGACAAAGUUAACCAGAGAACUAAAUACAACAAACCUUAAAACCAUGGAGCUCAAAAACAAGGUAGAUGAAUUGGAACGACGGAGUAAAAGCCAGCACGAUCAGAUCUGCCAUCUGAAGCAAGAAUUGACCAGCAUGACUGCAGACACGAAAAGGAAAGUAGCGCAAACUGAAGAGCGCCUAGAAGCUGAGAAGAAGAGAUAUAAACAAGUGCUGGAUGAUACAGAUGCAGUACGGCAGAAAGAGAUGAACCACAUGAAACAUAACCUGGAUGAGACACAGCGGUCACUGCAGGAAAGGAUUCACAAACUUGAAGACGUUAAACUUCAGCUGGAAGAAGACUUAAGCCGGGCAAAGGCAGCUGCGAUAACUGACCGGGCACAAGCUGAAGAGGAGCAGAUCAAAAUAAGGAAUCACGCACGAUUGGAAGAGCAACAGAGAUUAGUUCACUUGGAAGAGAAGGUACAUCACCUUAAUCAGUCGCGUGAUGAAAUCCAGAAUCGUUGCACAGUCCAGACACAAACCAUCACUGAGCUACAAGGAAAGAACAAUAAGCAUACAUUUGAAAAUGAAAGUUUAAAGCGCCGAAUCGAAGAACUAAAUCAGGAGCUCUCUGGCAAGGAUCAAGAGAGGGUUGCAGAGGUAAAUAAUGUACGAGUGGAGCUCCAAGAACAAAUUGGCCAUCUACAGGCAGAGAGAGCAGCACGGGAAGGACUCAAGGAAAAGAUUUCUGCCUUAGAGAGGCAAUUGAAAGUGCAGUCAUGUAACCAUCGAGAAACCUUGCUGGAUAAAGAUGGUGAAAUUUCCUGCCUAUUGGAAAAAAUCCGUCUGAAAGACAAUGAGAUAAUUCGGAUGAAGGAAGAUGAAGCACAACGAGCCAGCUUCCUACACAAUGCCAUCAUCUCCUACGUGCAAGGUUCUCCUCUUGGCAACCAGUGUACAAAGAAAUGAAAUGUCACAGCAGGAAAAACAGAAAUUUGGGCAACUAGUACAGAGAGACAGAUUUUUUUCCUUCAAAUUUUGGAUUGUAAAUUGAUGCAUAAUUGCAAAUCCUUUGGAGAAAUAUUUACAUUUUUGGUACAGACUAACUCAAUCCAAAUGGAGAGAGAUGGCGGAUGAUGUUUGCAAUGCUGUGUGUCAACAGAAGAAAGGUUCUAAAUGAGAUGAUUUAUGAUGUAAAACAAAUUUUGAUGGUAGACAAUCAAGUCUGAGAAAAGGUACAAGACUGAAAAAUUAUAGCCUUUAUUUGAUUAUUGUAAUUGUAAAUAUGUUUGUGGUGAUUCAUGUACAGAUUAUCAGAGAUUAGUUUGCUUCAUGGGAGAUUUAAGUAAUUGGCUUGGUAAAAAUGAUGUGCAAUUUCUGUUUUGGGGUUCUUUAAUGUUUCCGUGGGGAAAUCUGCAGUUUGCUUCUUUCGCCAAAAUUUUAUAUUUUAUACUUUGACAUCUCGAAAUCAGAAUGUGCAAUUCACAGUUCUUAACACUAUCUAUUAAUGUUCACUGAAUCUCUGGUGGAUGAUGAAAUAUUCUGUCCAAACAUAUGGGACUGCACAGAAGCUGUUGAACUUUACAAUUUCUGUGCAUUCAUCCAUAAAAAUCUCCUACGGAGAUUAUUUGCACGGUGGUGUUGAAAACUGGUAUAUGUACGUGACUGUGAAUGUACAAGAGAGUGGAUUGGUACCUCACCUUUGAAGUCUCUUGCAUCAACUGUUACUCCAUAGUAAUGUAGAACCAGGACAUCCCAAAGGGUAAAAUUAAUUUAUCCUGUUGAGAGGGGUGGUGAGGUGGAAAACGUUACUGGUGUACUACAAUAUGGACAUUUGGGCAAGUGAGAAAGUGGGUGCACAUUUUGAUGAGAUAUUUUCCAAAGAAAAUUAUGUAAGAUGUUACAUCAACAUCUGAUAACAUUGAGUUGUAUAGUUUCUCAAUGUCUGGACCUUAAUCUACAUGAGGAAAUGCAUAUACAGGUGCACAACCUUU
Leucoraja erinaceus (little skate) is the source of this 5444-nucleotide messenger RNA. It is a transcript of the gene lrrc45, whose product is annotated as leucine rich repeat containing 45. Bases 2392 to 4419 code for a protein of 675 amino acids. NCBI's taxonomy places the organism in Eukaryota, Metazoa, Chordata, Chondrichthyes, Rajiformes, Rajidae. Gene Ontology annotation, molecular function: protein binding. The record is from RefSeq and is a predicted model, not a curated record. Gene Ontology annotation, cellular component: centrosome. The transcript is spliced from 18 exons.